Messenger RNA from Vicia faba (fava bean), 1722 nucleotides. Lineage: Eukaryota; Viridiplantae; Streptophyta; Magnoliopsida; Fabales; Fabaceae. The record is from the annotation of a GenBank genome assembly.
AUGAAGCUUUUAAACACCCCCGACGCAGAUUUCGCUUUCUUCAAACUAGCAUUAUCCAAUUCUGAUUCCGACGAAAUUCUUCGUUCAUGUUGCAUUUCCGCUCAUGUUUUAUCAGCUCAGAGUCGCCAACUUCUCGCACAGGAUAUGAUUUCCUGGGUUUUUGGGAGGAUUGAUGCUGGUAGAAGUAAAGAGCUUGUUGAGUUUAUGUGGAGGAAUCACACGCAAUAUGAAUCUGAUUUUUCUGUGUUGAAUACCCUAAUGAGGGCCUUUUUGAAUGUAGGGUUGGUGAUUAUGCUACUACAGGGAAGGGUUGUUAUAGGGGAGAGUCUGUUUUAUUUGAUGGAGAAAUUUGCGUGUGAUCCUGAUGUUUUUACUUAUAAUGUUCUUAUUAAUGCGUGUUGUGUUGGGGGGAAGACUUCGGUUGCAGUUGCUUGGUUACGUUUGAUGAUGGUAAGAGGUUGUGAGCCGAGCAUUUCUACGUUUAAUACCAUUUUGCACGCUCUUUGUAGGGAAGGAAAUGUGGUGGAGGCGAGGAAGUUAUUUGAUAGAGUUUUAGCUAUGGGGAUCACUCCAAAUACUGCAAUAUAUAACUCAAUGAUGGAUGGGUAUGUAAAGGCGAGGGAUAUUGGUCAAGCUAGUUUGCUUUAUGAAGAAAUGAGGAUUAAAGGGGUUCCUCCUGAUUGUGUGACUUUCAACAUUUUCGUCGGAGGGCAUUAUAAAUAUGGGAGAAGGGAGGAUUGGAAUAGGUUGUUAAAUGCUUUAGUUGUGACAGGAUUUUUUCAGGAAUGUUCACUUUAUGAUGUAACAGUGUCGUGGUUGUGUUGGGCUCGUAGAAUUGAUGAAGCCAUGAAAUUAUUAAAGGAUUCACUUGAAAAAGGACAAAUUUUUAGUGUUGCUGCCUUUAACUCGUUAAUAGCAGCCUAUAGCAGGGAAGGUUUAGAAGACAAAGCUUUUGAAGCCUAUCAUAUUAUGGUUAAAUGUGGUUUCACUCCUUCAUCGUCAACAUAUAAUUCUUUGCUUAUGAGUUUGUGUAGAAAAGGGAGGUUGCAAGAAGCCAGGACACUUUUGUAUAGGAUGACAGAGAAGGGGUUUCCCAUGAAAAAAGUGGCUUACACUCUGCUUUUUGAUGGAUGUUUCAAGAUGAAUGAUAUGGACGGCGCUCUAUUUAUGUGGAAGGAAAUGAAAGAAAGCGGCAUAUAUCCUGAUGUUGUAGCCUUUACAGCCUUAAUAGAUGGACUUUCAAAAGCUGGUAACAUUGACGAGGCAUAUGAAGUGUUCUCAGAAAUGUUAGCUAUAGGGUUUGUUCCUAAUAAUUUUGCUUAUAAUUCAUUGAUUGGUGGGUUUUGCAACUGUGGGAAGAUGAAGGAAGCGUUAAAGUUGGAGAAAGAGAUGAGGGUUAGAGGUCUUCUUCCUGACACCUUUACCUUCAAUAUCAUCAUUGAUGGAUUUUGUAGACAAGGAGAUGUGAAAUCUGCAAUUGAUGCAUUUCGUGAAAUGCACCGGAUUGGUUUGAUGCCUGAUAUAUUCACAUUUAACAUAUUAGUUGGUGGGUACUGUAAGGCAUUUGACAUGGUUGGUGCGGAUGAUAUGUUUAAUAAAAUGUUCACCUGUGGGCUUUACCCUGAUAUCACAACCUAUAAUAUACGCAUGCAUGGUUAUUGCAGUGUUCGAAAAAUGAAUCGAGCGAUUCUCAUUUUGGAUGAGCUUGUCUCUGCUGAAUGA